This is a messenger RNA of Racocetra persica, 632 nucleotides long. The record is from the annotation of a GenBank genome assembly. Lineage: Eukaryota; Fungi; Glomeromycota; Glomeromycetes; Diversisporales; Gigasporaceae.
ACAUAUUACUUGUAUCAUUCCUUUAUACCGCAUUAUAUUUCAUAUUUAAAACUAUACACACACCAUCUGUUUGGAACUUAACAAUCAUUCAUACAAAUGAUGUUCAUUCUCGAUAUGAUCAGAUUAAUGAAGCAGCCACGGAUUGUUCUCCAGAACAGUUUGAAAAAAAACAAUGUUAUGGUGGAAUUGCUCGACAUAAAACAGUGAUUGAUAAGUUGAGAAGAGAGAAUAAGAAUUCUUUACUUUUAGAUGGUGGUGAUCAAUUUCAAGGUUAUGUUUGUGUUCAGGGAACGAUUAAUUCAGAAGUUAUGAAUUUACUUGAAUACAAUAUUACGGCAAUAGGAAAUCAUGAAUUUGACAAAGGUCCAAAAACACUUGCCUCUCAUCACUCACGACUGAAUAUGCCAAUCGUAUGUGCGAACAUCAAUACGACAUUAGACCCUUUGCUUGGUGCUAACAUUAAACCAUAUCACAUCUUUAAAGAAUAUAAUCUAGGAGUCAUUGGUUAUAUAACUGAAACAACUGGUGGUAUUUCAAAUGCGGGUCCAACAAUAGAAUUUUAUGAUCCAAUACCAAUAGUUCAACAAUAUGUGAGUGAACUUCGUACCAUGGGAAUCAAGCGUAUUCUAACA